AUGGAUAUAGAUUCAAACAAGAAACAAAGCCGGCGCAGAGACGAAAAUUAUACUGAUGGGGAAGAAUCUAAAAGAAAGGAAAAUAUAAAAAGCACAUCUACUUCUGAUUUCUCUGAACGAACAUGGAAGGAAGAUUUCACUCUUAUUGUAGAAAACAAGAAACUUUAUGUAUCCAAGGCUUUUCUUGCGCUGUCUUCACCAGUCUUUGACAGGAUGUUCCAAUCAGAUUUUAAAGAAAAAAAUCAAACGGAAAUGGAGUUACCUGACAAGAAGGUUUCCGAUAUGCAAGACUUUCUCAGGUGUAUUUACCCUAGUAUAAUGGCGGAUAUAUCUGACCAGAAUGUUUUCAGUGUACUUCCAUUAGCGGUAGAAUACCAAGUGUCUUGGUUGAAAUCCAAAUGUGAGGCUUUCCUGAUGAGUAAGCUGAAUGAUGAAAUAUCAACAGAUUACUUAAAAAACAUGCUAAAACAUGCAGCAGAUUAUAACAUGAAAGAUGUGUUAGCGAAAUGCACUACCGAAAUUUCCAAGAAGCCAGUCAAAGACGUAGAUUGUUUUUUGAAAACAGAAUCACUACCUUUAAAAAUCAUUUCUACGAUUCAAGAUAAUAUGUUGAGACGCCUGGAACAGUCUGAAAAAGACAACGCAAGGCUAGAAGCAAUUAACAGGUAUCUUGUAUCUGGGAUUAAAACUGAACAACAACUUGAUCUUCAAAAAUAUCGAGGUUGGACCGGCAAAUCCAUAGAAUUCACGCUACCGGUUGAAGACUUGGGACGUUACAGCUUUCCUCGUCCAAAGCGAUUUGAACUGUUUGACGCUGAUGCAAACUACGUGGUGAAAAAUACAGGUAGCCCAAAUGCCAACAGUUUAAGACUUGAAAUUUCACUUGAUGCAAGCGCGACCAAAAAUGUAAGGAUAACAGUACUAGGGCAAUUUGUGAUAAAAAAUCUUACACAGAAAAACGAAAACUACACUUCGGCGUUUAAAAUGAUCUUUUAUCAAGGCAGAUCUGAGCAGUCAAUAAAUUUGCAGAAUACUUCAGUUCUAUUCAAUGUUACAGAAGGAUAUAUCUACAACGAUGCAAUGUCCGUGGAGAUUCAUCUGUUACUUGAGAAGGAAUCGCUUAAAUAA
This is a messenger RNA of Mercenaria mercenaria, 1128 nucleotides long. RefSeq lists its product as uncharacterized. Gene Ontology annotation, molecular function: protein binding. Lineage: Eukaryota; Metazoa; Mollusca; Bivalvia; Venerida; Veneridae. The record is from RefSeq and is a predicted model, not a curated record. The coding region runs from base 1 to 1128 and encodes 375 amino acids. The transcript has a single exon.